UCUACCUCCCCUGCGGCGUCUUCCACGCUCCUCGCGAGCGCGAGCCCGCGGCAGUCGGUGUACGAUCCCGCGAGUGUGCGCCCGUCGUCGAUCUUCCGACCGCAGUCGCCGACGCUCGGUGCGCUACCCGAGCCUGGGUUCGCGCAGGCACAGGGGGCUGGUGGACCGGGUCCGAGUGGAGACACACAUCCUCUCGCUGCUUCGACCGGGGUAUCGGCAUGGCCAGGGUUCGCUGCACUUUUCGGACCGCAGGCUAUGCCAAGUCCAGCGCUCACUGAGGGCUCGAGUGUACACGCCCCCGACGGCCUGCUCGACCCGAGAAUAGGUUUGGGAGCACGCCCAGGCAUGCAGAGUCAAGGUGCAUUGAGUUUCAGGGAUGAUAUGGAUUACUCCAGACCGAUCGGAGGGCUGGUGAACAACAGGCAGUACAGCCGGACGACGAUUCAGACGAUGUCGACG
This is a messenger RNA of Trametes versicolor FP-101664 SS1, 459 nucleotides long. RefSeq lists its product as uncharacterized. The annotation marks the transcript as partial. Lineage: Eukaryota; Fungi; Basidiomycota; Agaricomycetes; Polyporales; Polyporaceae. The transcript has 2 exons. The record is from RefSeq and is a predicted model, not a curated record.